UCUCAAUAAAAUCAUCAUGAAGAAUAUUAUUUUAGUUGUGACAUUUUUACUAGUUAAUGUUUGCAUUAUAAAUGCCCAAGUCGCAAUCCACUAAUGAGCCCGUGUGCGACUCAAAUGGGUUUUACACCAAAUGCGAUACAGCAUGCCCGAUAACAUGCCAAAAUUACGAUAAUCCACCUAAAUUUUGCACGUUUAAUUGUGUUAAACGUUGCGCCUGUAACCAAGGUUAUAUUAAAGAAUCGAUUGGUAGUAUACGAUGUGUGUUACCAGAAAAUUGUCCUGGUACAAUAAAGGUUUAA
This is a messenger RNA of Medioppia subpectinata, 299 nucleotides long. Lineage: Eukaryota; Metazoa; Arthropoda; Arachnida; Sarcoptiformes; Oppiidae. The record is from the annotation of a GenBank genome assembly.